Molecule: messenger RNA, 2064 nt
Organism: Sphaeramia orbicularis (orbiculate cardinalfish)
Lineage: Eukaryota; Metazoa; Chordata; Actinopteri; Kurtiformes; Apogonidae
Product: glomulin-like
Exons: 18
Coding region: 190-1959 (589 amino acids)
Cellular component (GO): cytoplasm
Molecular function (GO): ubiquitin-protein transferase inhibitor activity
Source: RefSeq, a predicted model, not a curated record
UGUUUUCCUCACACACUGAGUCUUGUCCCUCUCCCUGGAGAGUUCAGGAGAUCUUCUCAUUUGGUCAAAUACUGGCUCCACGACAGGUUAUUUGCAGUUGCUUCAGUGCCCAUUGUUCAUAUCUUUUUUGUUACAUGUUCAAAAUACAGCCAUAUAAUAGGAUUGUCUGUCAGGGCAAAGGAAAGACUGAUGAUGAAUGAGGAUCAGGUGAAUGACAUAAUCAAGAGAUGGAGAAAAACUCCAGAGGAAGACCUGAAAGAAGAGGACUACCACCAGUUUAAGAAUAUAGGAUGUGCCUGCCUCACUCAGGGCAACAGUGCACAACUGCUAAAAUUCCUUAAGGAUGAGAGAAACCAGGGGAUUGUGAAAUCUAUGGGAUGUGUUCUCUUGUCACCAUUGGUAUGUGAAAUAAUUAAAAACAAAAAUUGUGAUCACUGCCAGACCGCUGUCACACAUCUGACCAGGAUCUGCAAUCCAAAGGAGCUUCUGCACAGUUUACUUGAACUGGUUGAUGACACUGAUCCAGGUGCCAUUUCUGAAACCAUACUAACUCUUACUCCACAUCUGCAAACAGUUGUGCUGCGGCUGGACGAGGGGAAGGCAGCCUCUGUGGGCUUGGUUCUGUCUGCCCUUCAAAGGCAGCUGUCCCGUCUGCCUGUGCCUUACACCAGGCAGCAGGAGGAGGCUGAUGAGUACGGUCUGUGCCGCUGCUGUGCUGCUUUGGCUGCGUUUACAAAUCCCUUCACAGAGAGUCUGAAGAGGGAAAAUGGAAACUGUGUCAACACCGCUGAAGAUGAAGAGCUAAGAGCAGAGCUUCUGAAGUUCUGUAUGAGGAGCUUAAGAGAGCCUUUGCUCGACGCCGAACUGAGAGGAGACAGAAAAUCACCACUCUGGCUUUUUGCAACUGAGAUAAUGGUCACACUACCUACAAUUCAAGAGCCUUUUUCGGAACUCCUGUUUUUUAACUCUCUGAAGAAAAGUCCCUUGAUGGACAUUAGUCAGUCCAAGGAGUCGAGAGCAUGCCUGGCUUAUCUGCUCUUUGUUCAGCUCAUCAACAUAGAGAGCUUUCCUGCAGUUUUCAGCCCUGUGUUUGUUCUUCAGUGCAACAUGGAAUAUAUUAAUGAAAUGCUCAGUAGCAAAAAAGAGUCCCACUUGCGCAAAGGACUGGCACUUUAUGAAAAAAGCUUGGAGGGUGUUCAGGACAACAGCCUUCCAGUGAGUCUACUGGAACUGAGGAGCUUCUACAGUGUUCCACAGAACCUACGACACAUUCUCAGUGACUGUCCAAUGAAACAUCUGAGAGAAAAAGGACUACAGGUUUUCCAGCUCUUCAUCAAUAAAUUAGAUGCUGAAGCAAAGCACAAGUUCUUCAGAUGUAUGUUAAAAACCAGUAACCAUCCAGGGAUAGAAGGUUACAUAGUAAAGAACAUCAGGAAUGAAGUGGAAUCAUCCAUGAAGCCGGACAAUGGCAAUAAAUGGUUCCUGGGUGCAGAGUUUGUCUCACUGUUGGGGCUGGCAUUGUGUUUGCCACAAGGUCCAGAGACAGACCUGGUUCACAAUAUGGACAAGAUCAUGGAGUCUCUGAAUCUUCUACGCUAUCUUCUUCUUAAAGAGAAGGAACUCAGGAGCAUUGCUGAUGUGUGGGAAGAGCUCUGCAGGAUCAAAGAUGAAUACCUGAAAAUGCUGCGGGUGUGUAUCAGCAUAUCAAGAGGAUAUUACUCAGCUGAACUGAAGGCACUAAGAGAGGAUCAAAAGAUAAAAGCUAAAGAGGCCAGAGCUGCUGCUAGAGCCGCGAGGUUGGUCCAGAAAAUAACAGUGAAACAUGAGAACGCAUCUGACAUGUCUCCAGAGGCCCAGCAGCAGGUGUUGCAGAGUGCUUUGGUGACAUUUGACCUGAUGGAGAGUCUUAUUGUUCGCAUUGAAGAGAUCACAGAGGAAAACCUGAAGAUCCUAAACUAGGCCACUGACACUACUAGAAAUUUUAUUUAGAAAAGUUUGUUAAUUGUUUCUUAACACUGCUUUAAUUCAUUUGAUGUACUUGACCAAUAAAAAAACAUAACAUGU